Rubroshorea leprosula is the source of this 1036-nucleotide messenger RNA. NCBI's taxonomy places the organism in Eukaryota, Viridiplantae, Streptophyta, Magnoliopsida, Malvales, Dipterocarpaceae. The record is from the annotation of a GenBank genome assembly.
AUCGUUGACUCCGCCACUGCUCUCUCACCUUCUUGUCAUCGCCUACAACUUGAGUCAAUUUUCCUAUCAAUUCGCCAAUUGGUAUCAUUUUGUACAAGAGAUCUAAGCUCGGCGGUGAGCUUUGACAAGUGCUGGAUUUUUCUAGGCGAUUUGGGUUUGGUUUCUUGUAAAUAAAGAACCGAAGAUUUUUUUUUUCCGCCAUUGUGAUUGUAAGAAAGAGAAAGGAAAGCAGAAGGUUUGAAGAGUUUCAGUUGUGUCUUUCUUUCCUUUUUUAUUCUUUCUUUUAUCUCAUAUGCGUGGAUGUAGGGAUUGGACUUGUGUAAUGUUGGAGUCAAAUAACAACCUUUGUCUGAAAUGGGUCUUCGUGAGUUCUUAUAUAGAUUGCAAAGACUCAACUUUUGGCAGCGGCAACAGUGGUGGCGAUGGUGGUGGUGGUGGCGGUGGCAGGUUAGCCAAGGGAGGAGCCCACAAAUGGGAGUUGAGUCCUAGAGGAAUGUUGGUUCAAAAACGAAACCCUGAUUCCACAAUGAAAGCUUUGGUUCAUCUUCUUUUCUUUCUCUCUUCUGCAUCGUUUUCUUUGGUAGGCGUUUAAAUUUUUUCUUGCUUUUUGUUUACUCUUUUCAUUUUUUUUUUGGUGCUUAGAUUCUCUGUUUUCUUGAAUUUGAUUUGGCACAUAGCGAGGGUCUUGUUUAUGUGUUGAUUUUGCUCAAAUCUUUUUUAAUUUAACCUUUUCUUUUGAGUAUUUGAGAGAUCCUUAUGGUUGUUAAUUUUUUUUUUUUUGGAUAAUUUUUAUUUUAAGGCGAGAUCUCAAGUAUGAGAGUUUUGUAUUAUUAACGUCUUAUAUUUGUUUCUCGAGAAAGUUGAGGAAAAUUUGAGGGAAGAAAAUAUAUGGAUAGGUUAGAUUUCCUUAGUAAUCUCUCUCUCUGUUUUUUUUCUUUUUUAUUUAUUUUUAGAGGGACAUGAAAGAAAAUUUGGUUGUAAAUUGUCCUACAUCUCCUUUGCUAUGCCAUAUUUUUAAUCAAUUCUAAUGUUUUAA